AUGCGCGUCAGCCCCCGUCGCUUGCCCUCUCUUUCCGUGUUUGCCAGAGGAACCCGUUUGAUCGGCUCAAGCAACAGCAGAAUGGCGCUUCAUCCCAAGCAAGACGACAAGCUCAUAUUCGCCCCCACCGGGACACCAGCACUACUGGAUUCAGGCCCUACACUUCCUCCUGGACAGGCCGCCCAGUUCUUGAAAGCUGAGCGCCAAGGCGGUCUCAAGAGGACUGACGUCGACCCGGAGAGCCCUAUCACACAAUUCCACACAUGGUUCCAGCAAGCCUCGCUUCCCGAGGCCGGUGUUUUUCACCCAGAGACAUGCACAUUAUCCACUGCCCAGCUUCCCUCUGGCCGUGUCUCCUCUCGGGUGGUAUACAUGAAGGAGCUUGAUCACAAGGGAUUUGUCAUUUACAGCAACUUUGGAACCAGCGGUAAGGCUAGGGAUUUGUUUGGCACCGCAGAUGGGAAGAGUACAGGCAAUCCAUGGGCCUCUCUUGUGUUUUGGUGGGAGCCCUUGGAGAGGCAGGUCAGAGUAGAGGGAAGAGCAGAGAGACUUGCGCCAGAGGAAAGUCAAGUCUAUUACGACACCAGAGCAAGAGGUAGUCGCAUUGGUGCGUGGGCUAGUCAGCAGAGUUCAGUGCUGAAGCCCGAUGCGAGCAAGGAGGGUGAUGACGGGCGGUCACAGUUGGAGGGAUGGGUCAAGGAGACAGAGAAGAAGUUCGAGGGUGCCGAGCAAAUUCCAGUUCCUCCAUUCUGGGGCGGCCUCAGAAUUAUUCCAGAACGAGUGGAGUUCUGGCAGGGGAGGCAGAGCCGGUUGCACGAUCGGUUUGUGUAUGACCUUGUCGAGUGUGAGGAUGGGAGCAAGAAGUGGCAGUUGGAGAGGCUAAGCCCAUAA
Molecule: messenger RNA, 891 nt
Organism: Podospora anserina S mat+
Lineage: Eukaryota; Fungi; Ascomycota; Sordariomycetes; Sordariales; Podosporaceae
Exons: 2
Coding region: 1-891 (296 amino acids)
Biological process (GO): pyridoxine biosynthetic process
Molecular function (GO): FMN binding; pyridoxamine phosphate oxidase activity
Source: RefSeq, a predicted model, not a curated record